AUGAGCACAAAUUGUUUAUCCGAACUUUGUGAAGAACUUCAAGAAGCCCUCAGCAAAAUUUACAAUGAAUACCUUCAAGAUUUUAGGAAACGCAAAGCUCAACGCUCAGAAAAUCUUCGCCCAUCAGACCCUCCUGAGCAAUAUCAGCUCGUCGUAGAAACAAACUACCGCAAUGAGCUAACACAAAAAGUGAAGCAAAUAGUUCAUCAAGAAUCCUUAAACUCGAUCUAUCGCAUUUUUUACGACGCUGUCCAUCAAUUUGUCUCUGAUAUUUUCACUGACUUAAAAUCCCUUGAUUCUCAAAACUCCAUUCUUAGAAUUCUAUGUCUGGCUGAAGCCUUUCACACAGUUGAAAACUCAGCACGAGAACUGGGAAAAAUCACAACUGGGAUUUUUGAAAGAGAGGCUACGUCUAUUACUUGUGAAAACGUAACAAAACUUGCCUUUUUUGACAAGGUUUUAAAGCAUUUUGAUGAUUUAAUAGAGUCUGCUGCAUCUAUGGGUGACAAAACUGAAGUAGUGAAUGAUGUAAUUAAUUUGAAUCUUGAGCUGAGAUCUUUAAGCAAUAGACUUAGAUCUAUUUCAAAAAGCUCAGGCAAAGUAUUUAAAGAGGACUCUCAGAGGCUGAAUUCAAAACUUAUUUUAAGUGGAGAAGACAAUUGCAAUGAUGAUGUUUCGAAUAUGAGUAUAGAUGAUAUCGUUUCAUUCAUAAAUGGUGAAUCGAAAGAUAUGAAAAAGAAAAGACGGUCUAGAGGCAAAAAGAGGAGCAAGGCAUCUACAGCAAGCACGUCUGGGUCACCUAAAUCUGCUCAUACAGACAUAGAGUAUCCUGAGCUUGAAAGAGAGAUUGAAGAAUUCAGCAAAAGGCUGGAAUUCACGAUGAAAUCGCCGAGACUGAAACCAAAAUAUACAGAAGAGUGGCUCAAGCAUUUGAGAGAACAAAUAAAUAAAAAUCAAUAG
Messenger RNA from Blepharisma stoltei, 960 nucleotides. The record is from the annotation of a GenBank genome assembly. Lineage: Eukaryota; Ciliophora; Heterotrichea; Heterotrichida; Blepharismidae.